CUCACUUUAGCCGUCCGCGACGGACGCGCGCACAAGAUAUUUUCUUUAAAAAGUUUAUCUCAAAAAAAUAUUUUAUAUAUUUUUUUUAAGUUCUUACCAAGGCUCGAGUGUUUCUUCUAUACUUUUUGGAGUCAUGGGGAAGCUGCAAACGUACUUUUUGAUUUUCGCUGCUGUGAUCGCAUCAAGCACCUCAAAUACAAAUAUGUUCGGAGGGCGGUGCUCACAGCGGGACCCUAACGUGGACGCUUGCCUACUCCGCAGCUUCAAUAACCUGCUGGAAUACCUCAAGGGAGGGGCACCGGAAUUCGACAUAGAGGAGUCGGAACCGAUUGUGAUAGAUGAGUUAUCUAUCGCUCUGGGCGGUGGUCCCGACGGGUACCGAGCCACAUUCAAGGACAUCCAGGCCACAGGCGCUUCCAACAUGACCAUCACCAACGUUAGGUCGGACUUGGAGUCCCACCAAUUCCAGCUGACCAUGUUCGGCCCGCACAUCAGCGCGCGCGCCCGGUACCGCUCCUCGGGCGUAUUGCUGCUGGUGCGAGCCUCCGGUGGCGGCGACUACUGGGGCGAAUAUGAUGGCGUAAAGGCGAAGGUUUAUUUCCGCGGGGUGCCGUACGACCGCGACGGCAGGACUUACCUGAAGCUGCAACAACUCAAGCUGGACUUCUCAGUCAGAGAUAUCCAGAUGGGAGUCGAGAAUCUUCACAACAGCAAUGCCGUCUUACAGGCAGCGCUAAACCUGUUCAUCAAUAGCAACGCGCAAGAGCUCCUCAAGGAGAUGAAACCACAGCUUAAGCAAGACCUGGCGAGCAAGAUGUCGCGCUUCCUCGAGAGAAUCCUGCAGCACAUUCCGUACGACGAAUGGAUCGUCGAUUAAUUUAACACGAAGUAUAGGUAGAGUCUGUGUAGAAAGAGAAUGGGCGUGUCGAAAAACGGAACUAACAUUAAGAUUUUUUAUGGCAAUCCAACCCAGCCAUCUCUAAAACGUCAAACUUUUGUAUUGAUACGAAUUUGUUGGUUGUUGUGAUUUCUUGCGGUUUUUUGUAUUUAACAAUGUUUAAAAGGGGUAAACCCUUACAAAUACGGUAGAAAAGCACUACUGUGCCCUCAAAUCUAAAUCCUUCUUUCCGCACAGACUCUAGCUGCGAACUUCUUGAGCAAAACCGCAGACAAACAAACUUGCGCAGUAAACGUUUUUAUAUGUAAAAUUACUACUGCUCAGGCUUUCUUGUCUAUGGUCCUUGCACAAAAGGUCUGCCGGGGAGUAUAUGUUACAGUUCGUCCGAUAUUUCGUCGCCUAUCUGCAGUGCGAUUCUCAUAAAUAUAAGAACAAACACACUUUUUAACUCUUAAUCUGCGUUGAAGUGAGUAUAUUCUAAUCUUACACAAUAGCAGAGUCGAAUAAUAUUCAUUAAAUAAGUAGAUUCAAUUUCUUGGUUCCUGGAAAUCUUGUUAAAUGAGUUAAUUUAAUUUUGUUAAAUGAGUAACAAAAUUAAAUUAAGUACGUUAAUCAAUGGCCUGAGGAUGAAUAAUCAGCCUGAGGAAAUUCCGUCAAUUAUUUUUAAUUUAGGACGACACUGAUAUCUCAUCAAAAGUUAACAUCACAAAAUUCGUAAACCCUGUGGGCUUAUAGUAAGGACUGAAAAAAUGUUACAAAGAAUUUGGUUAAUAACAAGCUAACGAUAAGUCAAAAACUUCACAAGCAACAUUGUUUACUCAAAUUACUUUAUUACAGCUCAACUUAGAUCGCUAAAACUUCAUUGAAUAUUUAAUAGUAAUAUCACAUCUCCAAAAAUGGUUUUCAAUUAAAUAAAAUCCAUAUUACUACAUUUACACGUGUAUUAAAAUUUUGGUUAAUGAUUAAGACUUUUUCAAAUUAAUUAUUUUAUUAUGAACACUGACAAAUAAAUACGUAAUUAAGUAGAGACACUGCUCAAAAAUAAUUAGAACAAAUAACAAGAAACAAUUACUCAUAAGUAGCAAUAAGUUAUUUAUUUACACAAAAGGAAAUUAUUGGAGUCAACAAAAAUCUGUUCUGUCUGUAUAUUGCGAAAUGCAUUAGUAUUAUAAAUAAAAUAGUGAUAAGCUUAGAAUAAUAGUAAACUAAGUGAAGUUUGUAAAAAAACUUUGAAAAUAAAUUUUAAGUAAACGAAUUCUGUGUUGUUACUGAAGUGUACAAAAAAAAGCCUAGCUAAAUGUAUAAAAAUCACACUCAGAGAACAUCAAACCUGGUGACGCUGUAAAGGUCAUCUGUGACCAACAGCAUACACACUCAAAAAAAAACAAGUCAAUUAUCUUUAAAGUUUGGUUAAAGCUGAUGCUGUAUUUUUCUGUGCUAUCACGAAAGAAAAAGACAACC
Molecule: messenger RNA, 2359 nt
Organism: Chilo suppressalis (striped riceborer)
Lineage: Eukaryota; Metazoa; Arthropoda; Insecta; Lepidoptera; Crambidae
Source: the annotation of a GenBank genome assembly